GUCCAAGACAAGACAAGGCGGGCACCUUUUUAAUUCUUUUUGGUUAGCAUCAAUCCAUCCUACACUCUUCCUUCUCCUCCUCCUUCUUCUUCUUCUUCUUCUUUUCCUUUCUUUCUUUCUUUUCUCUUUCUCUCUCUCUCUCUCUCUCUCUGACUUUCUUUUCUUUUCUCUCUACAAUCCAAAAAGAACCCUUCUCAUCAUCUUCUUCUCUUCAACUCCUUUCAUUCCUUUUCGACAAAAAAUAAAUAAUAAUGCCUUUCGAUUCCAAGGUUCCAGGUGUCACUAUUCUCGGCAAGGUGAAGCCCGAGCAUGCGUCCGAGAUCCUCACUCCUGAGGCCCUUCAAUUCGUCGCUACCUUGCACCGCACCUUCAACCCCACCCGCAAAGCUUUGCUUCAGAAGCGUGUUCUUCGUCAACAACAGAUUGAUCAGGGAAUCCUUCCCGAUUUCUUGCCAGAGACAAAGGCUAUCCGUGAUGAUGUCUCUUGGCGUGGUGCUGCCCCUGCUCCAGGUCUUGCUGACCGCCGUGUUGAGAUCACUGGACCAGUAGACCGCAAGAUGGUCAUCAAUGCUCUCAACUCUGGUGCUGCCACCUUCAUGGCUGAUUUCGAAGAUUCAAACAGUCCUACUUUCGACAACAACCUCUCUGGUUUUGUCAACAUGAAGGAUGCUAUCCACCAGCGUCUUUCCUAUACCGCCCCUAACGGCAAGCAAUACAAUGUCCGCAAGGAUGGAAAGGUCGCCACCUUGAUCGUCCGUCCUCGUGGAUGGCACUUGGAGGAGAAGCACGUCUUGAUCGACGGAGAGGUCACCUCUGGAUCAUUGUUCGAUUUCGCUCUCUACUUCUUCCAUAACGCUAAAAAGUCGGUCGAGAUCGGUAUUGGCCCAUACUUCUACCUCCCAAAGAUGGAGUCCCAUCUUGAGGCUCGUCUCUGGAACGAUGUCUUCAACCUUGCUCAGGAUUACAUUGGUAUGCCCCGUGGUACCAUCCGUGGAACUUGCUUGAUCGAGACCAUCAUGGCUGCCUUUGAGAUGGAGGAGUUCAUUUACGAGUUGCGUGAGCACUCUUCUGGUCUCAACUGCGGUCGCUGGGACUACAUCUUCUCAGUCAUCAAGAAGUUGCGUCAGGAUCCCAAGUACGUUCUCCCCGAUCGCUCUGAUGUCUCCAUGACCACUCCCUUCAUGGAUGCCUAUGUCCGUCUCUUGAUCAAGACCUGCCACAAGCGUGGUGUUCACGCCAUGGGUGGUAUGGCCGCACAGAUCCCCAUCAAGAACAACGAGGCUGCUAACAAGGCUGCCAUGGAUAAGGUCUACAACGAUAAAUUGCGUGAGGUCAAGGCUGGUCACGACGGUACCUGGGUCGCUCACCCCGAGCUUGUCAAGAUCGCCCUCAAGGUCUUUAACGAGCACAUGCCUCAGCCCAACCAGUUGCACAUUCGCCGUGAUGACGUCCAUGUCACUGCCAAGGACUUGCUCAACACUCACGUCCAAGGAGGCAAGAUCACUGAGGUCGGUAUCCGUGCUAACGUCUCGGUCUCAUUGAUGUACAUGGAGGCCUGGUUGCGUGGUGCUGGAUGUGUCCCCAUUCACAACUUGAUGGAGGAUGCCGCAACAGCAGAAAUCUCACGCUCUCAGCUCUGGCAAUGGGCUAGGCAUCAGGCAAAGACCGACAAGGGUGUCACUAUCACUCCUCAGUACCUCUUGAAGGUCUUGGAUGAGGAGGUUGACAAGUUGGCCAAGGAGAUGGGUGAGCAGCGCUUCAAGGCAUCAAAGAUCCUUCAGGCCAAGAAGCACCUCUCAGGACAGAUCACUGGCAAGGACUAUGCUGACUUCUUGACCACCCUCUUGUAUGAGGACAUUGUUGUCUAUGAUGAUGUUAAGGCCAAGAUCUAAAAAAAAAAAAAAAAAAAAAAAAAA
Molecule: messenger RNA, 1916 nt
Organism: Lobosporangium transversale
Lineage: Eukaryota; Fungi; Mortierellomycota; Mortierellomycetes; Mortierellales; Mortierellaceae
Product: malate synthase
Exons: 3
Coding region: 252-1892 (546 amino acids)
Biological process (GO): glyoxylate cycle
Cellular component (GO): cytoplasm; peroxisomal matrix
Molecular function (GO): malate synthase activity
Source: RefSeq, a predicted model, not a curated record